UGGACGUCGGUGCACAAAGGCGGCGAUGGACCGAUAGAGACUCACUGGUGGGUACGAAGCAAGUUGGUUGGAAAGGCGAGAGGAAAGUCGCGGCUUUGCCGCUUGAGCAAGACACGCAGAUUGACGAGCGCACCACAGCGGAAGUAUGGGAGGGAGGGCGGUGAUGUUAGGCUGUGGUCUAGGCAACGCCCCUGCAGGGCCCCAGGAUUGUCAUUUUCCGCGGGCCCAUGGCGUACACUCUGUCCCUUACGAUUCAGACAGAGUAGCAACAUUGUAGCAACCUGAACUACUCACAGUACGGUCUCAAGAUCAUUAGAUGUGCCCAAAUACCUCGGUGUUGGUAGUAUAUACACUCGUUGUAUUGCUCGUCACAGCAUGGUUUCCAGUGUAUACGUACAUCGCCCCUGCCCCGUGGUGGUGUACAACCGUUCAGAGGCCAUAUUAUAGGGUACUCGAUUCACCAGACGUGUACUUGCGUGUACUCGUGCUACGUAUGGCGGAACGAAGAGAAAAAAAUAAGUGGCAGGAUACACAUGUGCAGAGGAAACGAGCACCCCAACACCACUCAAAGUGGGUAUUGGUGUCAACCUGUCAUAACGCCGUGGCCAUCUACACAAUAUUGAAUAUCCGAAAUUUGCUUUUCAGGAUGCUGGCUAGGUCUGCGGGCCGAGUAGUAAUGAGAGUGGAAGACCCAAUCCUUUUGUACUGUGAGUGAGGC
Molecule: messenger RNA, 718 nt
Organism: Pisolithus orientalis
Lineage: Eukaryota; Fungi; Basidiomycota; Agaricomycetes; Boletales; Pisolithaceae
Exons: 1
Source: RefSeq, a predicted model, not a curated record